This is a messenger RNA of Ramularia collo-cygni, 1965 nucleotides long. RefSeq lists its product as uncharacterized. Gene Ontology annotation, molecular function: transcription coactivator activity. The transcript has 2 exons. Lineage: Eukaryota; Fungi; Ascomycota; Dothideomycetes; Mycosphaerellales; Mycosphaerellaceae. The record is from RefSeq and is a predicted model, not a curated record. Gene Ontology annotation, biological process: regulation of transcription by RNA polymerase II. Gene Ontology annotation, cellular component: SAGA complex. The coding region runs from base 1 to 1965 and encodes 654 amino acids.
AUGGCUCCAACGGUAUCUAAAAAGGCGACACAGCCGAAAGCAAGAUCUGUCUCUCGAACCUCAACUCCCCUCACCGAGAAGUCGCCUACGCCCGGGGUGGCCACGCCCGUAUCCAUCUCUGCACCCAGCAGUGCCUUGCCCAAGGAGACGCUCUACUUGAAGACACCCACCGCAGCUUUGAUAUCGACUGAGCCCAGCAUUGAGAUGCUCAUUGAGAAGAGUAGUAUUUCUUUGGCGAAACAGGGCGAUCCUCCCGCCGGGCGAGAUCUCCGCGUGCUGCACGACACCAUCCGCGAUACCAUUAAUCGCUUCAUGGGCAAGCGCAAUGACAUUUGCGAUCGCAGCAUGCGACAGCUCGCACAGCGACGAAAGGAGCGAGCAGAAGCGGAGGAGGAGCAGGAAGCCAGCCRGGCCGAAGAUGAGCGCGUGCGAGUGAAGCGUGAGGAGGACGAUCGGCGGAAGGAGAAGAAGACACUGAGCAAGAAGCGCAGUCACGAUGAGAUGGAUGUCGAUGGCGAGUCGGAGGAUAGAAGAGRGCAACGCGAGAGCCUGCCGAGCGUCGGUGCGCAUGGCCUGGCGCGACAGGACGGCGUGGGUGUACACCAAGGCGCUCCGGCUCCGCCGUCACCACCGGUUCAGCCUGGUACCAUCGUGCCAGAAGUCCUGGACGCGGCCGCCUCACCAGCUGACUCGGAUGCUUCGCGACAUGAUCUCCCUCCCACAGCGCCGCUGUACGAGCGCAUAUUCGGCAAGGAUCCAACCGCCGCAGAGGACAAUGUGAUCUACGACAUCCGGCCGCUGACCGACGACCUGACUGAUGAGGAGAAAAUGGCCAUCCUCAGUGUAGUACACUGGCCAUCAAGCGAUCUCCACGACAAAACUGCGGGUGACCCUCCGGACAUGGACUUUAGCAAUGCGAAGCCUGCAAACCAGGUCAACUUUUCCACCUUUCAGACCUACAUUGAGCCAUUCAUUCGGCCCUUCACCGAAGAAGACGUGGCAUUUCUCAAGGAGCGGGGUGAUCGUGCGGUUCCAUACAUAAUACCACCGCGAGGCGCAAAAGGUUACAAGGAAAUUUGGGCCGCCGAGGAUGGAACGACAGGGAUCGAGCCGCCUCAAAAACACAUCAACAACCCGAAUGAAGCGAGAGGGAGUAUGGAAGACUUGGACGAUGAUCUCGCCGAUCAAGACACCGUGAGCAUGGGACCAGUAUCAAAUCGCUUGAUCACGAUAGUUCGCCCGGCACCAAAUGGGGCCAAAAAGGACAAGGAGGAAAAUGAAGACGCGAACGGGGAUGUCUCGAUGGCGAACGGAGAUGAUGCGCCCGAACAGCUUUCGAAUGGCAACACCGAAGACUUCAAACCCACAACAUAUCUUUCCGCCGACGCACCUCGGCCUACCAAUCUCCAACAACUUGACUAUGAGAGUUUUGAACAGCGUGCUUUGCAAGAGCUUAGACACAUUGGCAUCAUCGGCCCGAACGAGACUCCCAAUUACGAUGCGCAUAACGAUGACGAGGUAGCAGCUCGAUUACGAACUCUACAGCACGAACUACGUCGUAUUAGCAAGUUGAACAACGUYCGCAAAGCUCGCGUCUUGGAGCUGACAGAAGAGAGGAUGGCGAUGCAAGAAUAUUCCAACAUUGCAGAUGAUCUGGACAACCAAGUCAACGCGGCAUACCUCAAGCGUAACCGAUCUCUGGCGAAACCAAAUCAAAAGAAGGGCUCACAGGCGAAGCCGGGACAGAAAGGCGUUGCAUCUGGCGUGGCUGGCCGAGGAGUGAGCGACGGUGUGCGGGCAUUGAUGGUCAAGCGUAAGGACUGGAUUGAAUACGUGGGACCGGUGGUGCAGCAUGGCAGACCUCCCAUCCCGGGCGACGAUGAGACCAUAUUUGACGACGCUUCUUUGAAGAGGUUGGAAAAGGCUGAGCGAGAGGCUGAGUUGGGCGAAGUAGAUGGCGAAUGA